Danio aesculapii is the source of this 3740-nucleotide messenger RNA. It is a transcript of the gene rtn4rl2a, whose product is annotated as reticulon 4 receptor-like 2 a. The record is from RefSeq and is a predicted model, not a curated record. NCBI's taxonomy places the organism in Eukaryota, Metazoa, Chordata, Actinopteri, Cypriniformes, Danionidae. The coding region runs from base 164 to 1540 and encodes 458 amino acids. Gene Ontology annotation, molecular function: protein binding. The transcript has 3 exons. Gene Ontology annotation, cellular component: plasma membrane.
CACAGCCGUAGGCGCGCGCUGCGCUCGGGUAUAUAAUGGGCCCGGGACCCAUCAGACGGCACUCUCUCAGUCGCUCCGACUCGGGAACCAGAGCAUCAGCGGAGAUAGCAGAGAAUCAGUCUCUAAACUCCUCAGGCUAACUCGCUCUCGGCUUUGGUUCGGAAUGGAAACAUCAACUUUUACGCGGAGCCAACGCAGCUCCUUUGCGCACAACUUUAAGAGCGCGCUCUCGCUCUGGCUGGUUGUCUGGCUGGUCGUGGUAAAGCCGGUGCCUGCGCAGAACUGCCCGCACCGGUGUGUGUGUUAUCCGACCCCAAUGACGGUGAGCUGCCAGGCGCAGAACUUUACCAUUGUGCCCCACGGCAUGCCCUACGAAUCCCAGCGCGUUUUUCUGCAGAACAACCGCAUUACUGAACUGAGAGUGGGCUCUUUUGCUUUUGGCACACAGGUUUUGUGGCUCUUCUCCAACAACAUCACUUGGAUUGAGGCCGGUGCAUUCAGUGAGCUGCGCGAUCUGGAGGAGCUCGAUCUAGGUGACAACCCAAACCUGCACCGCCUUGAGGGUGGAGCUUUCCGGGGUCUAGAGAAGCUCCAGAGCCUGCACAUGCACCGCUGCAAACUGGCUGCCCUUCCCCACGACAUCUUUCACAAGCUCUACAGCCUGCAGUUCCUCUACCUGCAGGAGAACCAGCUCCACUUCAUCCAGGAUGAUCUCUUCGCCGACCUGAUCAACCUCAGCCAGCUCUUCCUGCAUGGCAACCGCAUCCGCACCCUGUCCGAAAAUGUGUUUCGUGGCCUGGUCAACCUCGAUCGUCUGCUCCUGCAUGACAACAGGGUCCGUCAGGUCAACCGCCGCGCCUUUCGGGACCUGGGCCGGCUGACCAUGCUUUUCCUCUUCAACAACUCUCUGGCGGAGCUGCCCGGUCAGGCCAUGCGUGACGUCUCCUCCAUUGAGUUCCUCCGGCUGAACAACAACCCCUGGGCGUGUGGCUGUGAGGCUCGCCCCCUGUGGGAGUUCUUCAGAGGUGCCCGUCUGUCCAGCUCCGAGGUUCUGUGCGCUUCCCCAGCUUCUCGCCGUGGACAGGACCUGCGCUUCCUGAGGGAGAUGGACUUCGCCCUGUGCCCCCUUCCCGACCCUGGCUCCCUGGCUGGCACCACCACCACCACCUUCAGCACCAAGACCCGCUGGUGGUUCUCCAAAAACAAGCCUGUCAGCACCUCCAAAGGCAUCUUUGAGAAGAGCUCUGAGACCAAGGCACAUCCUUACACUGGAGGAAAAUCUUCAGUCACAUCUACAUCCACAAAAUAUGAGCUCGGGGAGGAAGAAGCUUUGCUUCCCAAACUCGACCCAGAAGAGUAUUGGGCCAACUAUGGCAAUGAAGAUGCAGGCAUCACGUCCCUGCGCUGCUUUGAGCUUGAGUGCCCUCCAGAAUUCGACUCUCUGCCACCAUCUUCCUCUUCUUCUCGCUCUUCGUCUUCAGCACUCUUGCUACUCUCCAUGUCUGUUUUGACUGUCUGCAUCCAUCUUCUCUUUGGCUGAAUCUGUCCUUCUCAGAUGAACCCUUCUCCCUAGCAUUUUUUCUCCUCUCUGGAGGAGGGAAAACCCCGUUUGCUCGGUUUAACUCUUGAAUGCCUUGAUUCCUGUUUACCACAUGCCUCACCUGUAUCUUUGUUCUGUUCAGUUUGAGCCUCUAGUUUCUGGUAUCUAGAGGGCACUACACUGAUUUAGGAUACAGUGGGUAAGCAGGGAACGUCGGGCAGUACAGGCCCUAAUGGAAAGUUAUGAAAGCUGUUUACAGGGCUUGGUUAGGUUAGGCAGAUACUCGGUCCUUCUUAUUUGAGGACAAGUGUAUUCUGAGCCAUCUCUGUCGGUCAGUGCAGACAGAGGAUAGACAUUUCCAUCUUAGGUUUACGUACAAUAUUUGUAUGCUUUUAGACUUUUUCAGCCACUCUAAGUGCUUCUAUGAUAGUUGUAAUUAUAGCUUGUGAUGUCACCAUGACACCCUCUUUCCAACACUCAACAGCUCCAUUUUACAGUAGUUACUGGGAACAAUAGCAUAAUGAGCAAAUCUUUAGUUCCCUUCAGAGCGAUCGAAUGUAAUAUUCCAUCUAUUAGGACAUAAGUGUCUCCAAAUCAGUCAAAGCACGAGAAACACAAAAGAAACGGUGUGCAACAGCAAGGCAAGAAAAAGAGACAGAACAAUGAAGUGAUGGGUUGGAAAGUGUUGCAAUUUCAAAAUAAGAUGAACAGGGAAAGAUAACGCACGAGCAGGACAGAGAGUACGCACAAGAGAAGGCGAAAGAUUACAUCACCAACCAGCUAUGACAGCAAUUAUCACUCGUGUAAAUAUGACAUCUUGGCAGAGGGAGCUGUAAAUAGCGCUAUGAAAGGGCCUUAUGUUUGUCACUGUUCUGAAUGGCCAAGAAUGUCACUGUGAGUAACGUCUGUGGUAAUUCUACGGUCAGUGCAUGGAAAGAUCAUUCAAUGGUGUGAGAGUGUGAGAAUGUACUUUUUUGUAUCCUUGUCAAAGUACUGUUAACAUGUUCUGUCAAUACUGUAAAAUACAGUACCAACAUUGUACUAAGAGUUUUCUUCUUUUGUUCUUCUUCUUUUCAAAAUCAAAGUGUAACCAAUUGUAUCAGAACAAUAGCACAAUCCAUCCUUUCUCAUUUAAGGUAUUGAUUUCAAAAUCUAACGGUUGUCCAAACUCAGUCCUCGAGGGCUGGUAUCCUGCAUAGUUUAGCUCCAACUUACUUCAACACACCUGCCUGCUCUAGUAUACCUAGAAUGAGCUUGAUUGGCUGAUUCGGUGUUUAAUUGGGCUUGGAACUAAAAUAUGUAGGACACCGGCCUUUCAGGACUGAGUUUGGGCACCCCCGAACUAGAUGGUCAACACUUUGCUCCUUGUAACAACAGAAUUGGCAAAGUGUAAAAUAAGGACUUAUUUCCCAAGGCAAGGCAAUAUAUGGAGCAAGCUGGACUACCAGUGCAAAGCUGAUUAGAAAAUCAGUAAAUUGUGCUUACUGACAGAUUGGUUGACAUUCAUAAUAAUUUCUACCAUUGGUCACAAAUGUGUGAAGAACAGGUGCAAACAUAGACUGCCUGGGUUGCUCUUUGUGGGCAUUCUGAAGGAAAUGGCUUUGCCUAUUCCCUUUCCUCCUCUUUCCAAACUGCAAUAACAAAUCAAAAUGCUUUAGGGAAAACUAACACAAACAGCAAGGACAAGAGAAGAGUGAAAAGGAGAGAAAGAGAAAAAGUACAGAAUGCAGGGGCGGUUGUGGGCGGUUUAGCCAAAGAUGUGGAUGAUAAAGGAUGGACAUGCUGAUAGAAUGAGAAAUGCAAGUUCCUUAAAGACAAUAUUUAAUGAUCUGAAAGAUAUCAUGAUCCACUGUUAAUUCUAGCAAUAUCCUGUUUUAUGUUUACCCUGAAAAGCAAAUACUGUUCCUUUUGUCCCACGGACGACACAUUUCUGUCUUAUAAUUGUUCGUGUGAUGACGUGUGAAUGUAUAUCUCAGCCAAACGGGUAACGGGUCAAACUGCCUUGAGGUGCUCUCGAGCGACCAUGUUUGUGAGGUUGCUCAUAGAUGACCAAAGCAUUAGUUAUACCUUUCUACCCAGAAUGUAUGCAUUUGAAUGUACGAUUUUGAAGGGAUGAGCUGUUGAAUCUUUUCACUUACUCCACAAAGUGACGGACAGAUAGCAUGACAAAAGAAUAAAUGCUUAUCUGUGGAUUAUGAAA